Molecule: messenger RNA, 3816 nt
Organism: Neoarius graeffei (lesser salmon catfish)
Lineage: Eukaryota; Metazoa; Chordata; Actinopteri; Siluriformes; Ariidae
Gene: nos2b
Product: nitric oxide synthase 2b, inducible
Exons: 26
Coding region: 155-3391 (1078 amino acids)
Biological process (GO): nitric oxide biosynthetic process
Molecular function (GO): calmodulin binding; FMN binding; flavin adenine dinucleotide binding
Source: RefSeq, a predicted model, not a curated record
AAGAAAGGGACGUUCACUUGUUGGUGACCAGGUGUGCACUUGCCACAACUUGUACUACAACUACAAGAAACUGAAGAAAACCUGCUGACACAUAGAUAGAAAGACUGAUUUAACAUCACAGUGACUGUGUUGGGCAUUUUAUAUUUUAAUAAACAUGGGAAAGAUCAUACAUGAUAACAUGAAGGAGCUCCCUGUGACCCAGACAAAGGUUAGGGAAAACAGAAUCAGCCGUUGCCCAAUGUCAGUACAUAUGAAAAACUUUCAAAAUGGCUUUAGUCACCAAGACACACUCUACCACCAAGCUGUCAAGAGUCAGGUCUGCAAGCCGAAAAUGUGUGAGGGCUCAAUAAUGACCCCAAAGUCUUUAAUACGCUCUUCUCCUGUUUCUCCACCUUCCACCAAUGAGCUCCUCACACAGGCCAUUGACUUCAUCAACCAGUACUACAAAUCCUUCAAAAUCUCUAAAAUCGACGAGCAUCUAGCUCGUGUUAAUGAAGUAGCCAACGAGAUCGAUGCCACUGGAACUUAUCAGCUCACUCCGGACGAACUCGCAUUUGGAGCCAAACAGGCUUGGAGGAAUGCGCCCAGGUGCAUCGGAAGGAUUCAGUGGUCCAACUUACAGAUGUUUGAUGCACGCAAAUGCAGGACUGCUAAGGAAAUGUUCCAGCAUUUGUGUAGUCACAUCAAGUUUGCCACAAAUGGAGGCAAUAUAAGGUCAGCCAUCACUGUGUUUCCUCAAAGAACUGAUGGCCAACAUGAUUUCCGGGUUUGGAACAGUCAGCUCGUUAAAUAUGCUGGAUAUCAGAUGGAGGAUGGCCAUGUUAUAGGGGACCCUGCUAGUGUGGAGUUCACCGAGAUUUGUGUCCAACUUGGAUGGACGCCAAAGUAUGGGUCCUUUGACGUGCUGCCACUGAUCCUGCAGGCUAAUGGAGAAGAUCCUGAACUUUUUGAAAUUCCCCCAGAGUUGAUACUGGAGGUCGAAAUAGAGCACCCACAGUAUAAGUGGUUCAAAGAUCUGAACCUUAAAUGGUAUGCGCUGCCUGCAGUGGCCAACAUGUUGCUGGAGGUUGGAGGUCUUGAGUUCACAGCAUGCCCCUUCAAUGGCUGGUACAUGGGCACUGAGAUUGGGGUGAGAAACUUCUGCGAUGCUCACCGCUACAACAUUCUUGAGAAAGUUGGACAGCUUAUGGGGUUGGAUACACACAAUCUGUCAUCACUGUGGAAGGAUGAGGCUCUGGUUGCCAUCAAUGUUUCAGUGAUUCACAGUUAUCAGAAAAAUAAGGUGACCAUCACAGAUCACCACUCUGUCGCAGAGUCCUUCAUGAAGCACAUGGAGACUGAAGUGCGUCUGCGUGGUGGCUGUCCUGCUGACUGGGUCUGGCUGGUGCCUCCCAUGUCUGGUUCUCUGACCUCUGUGUUCCACCAGGAGAUGAUCAACUACAUUCUUUCCCCCUUCUUCUACUACCAGCCUGAUCCCUGGUUAACAUAUGUCUGGAAAGACGAGACAAAAGGACUAAAGCAGCGAAGAAAAAUCAGCUAUAAAGCACUUGCAAAGGCAGUGGUGUUCUCUCAAAUACUCAUGCAGUCUGCCUUGAAAAAGAGAGUGCGUUGCACCAUCCUGUAUGCUACUGAAACUGGAAAAUCACAAUCCUUUGCCAAAAAGCUCAAGUCAAUGCUCAGCUCUGCUUUCAAUCCCAGGCUACUUUGCAUGGAGGACUACAAUGUCCAGGAUCUUAAGAACGAACGUCUUAUGGUGAUCGUCACCAGCACAUUUGGCAACGGAGACCCCCCUGGAAAUGGAGAGAGUUUCAAGAAGCAGCUCAUGAACUUGCGUAAGCUGGAAAACAACAUGAGGUACUGCGUUUUUGGCCUUGGCUCUCGCAUGUACCCGCAGUUUUGUGCUUUUGCUCAUGCUGUGGAUGAUAAGCUUGCAGAGCUGGGAGCCAAACGUGUGAUUUCCAUCGGAGAAGGUGAUGAGCUCAAUGGACAGGAAGACGCUUUCUCUGCCUGGGCUUGCAACAUGUUUAAGGCUGCAUGUGAGGAAUUUGGUGUUAAGGGACAAAUGUCAGGGUCUGAACACCUAACGGAGACCUGGGAUGCUCUGAGACACAGAGUGCAACCUGAUAGCAGCACCCUAGACCGCAUCUCCGCCCUGUCAGCACUCCACUCUAAAACUGUGUUUCCCAUGAAGCUGAAGAAGAGAAAGAAUCUCCAGAGUGCUGAAUCAAGAUGCUCUACUUUACUGGUGGAGCUGGAGGUGGAUGGUGGGAAAGAGGUCUUAAAUUAUGCUGCAGGUGAUCACGUGGGUGUUUUCCCAGGGAAUUCACAGGAGCUGGUGAUGGGCAUUCUGAAGCACAUUCCUAAUGCUCCUUCCACCAAUCAGAGCGUCCGACUUGAAUACCUGCCUGAGUCUAGCCCUGGAGGUGAAGGAUGGCAGACAGAUUCUCGUAUCCCAGCCUGCUCUCUCACCAAGGCUCUUACAUUCCUCCUGGAUAUCACCACACCACCUUCUCAAAGCUUUCUACGCAAGCUCUCACAGUUGACCAAGAAGGAAAAUGACCGACAACGCCUGCUAGAACUGGCAUCGGACUUCAAGUGCUAUUCAAAAUGGAAAGAAUUCCGCACACCCAACUUCCUGGAGAUUCUGGAGGAGUUUCCUUCCCUGGAGCUCUCUGCAGCCUUCCUUCUGAGUCAGCUACCCCUGCUGAAGCCCCGCCUCUAUUCUGUCAGCUCCUCCCCUGAUCUCUACCCUCAUGAGCUUCACCUAACUGUGUCUGUGGUCAAUUACCGCACCCAAGAUGGAAAUGGUCCUCUGCAUCAUGGUGUCUGCAGCACAUGGCUCAACACCCUCAAAGAAGGACAGACCGUUCCCUGCUUUGUUCAUGGAUCUAGUGGAUUCCACCUUCCAUCAGAUCCUACUACUCCAACUAUCUUAAUUGGAGCAGGGAGUGGCAUUGCUCCUUUCCGCAGCUUCUGGCAGCAGCGCUUCCAUGACAUGAAAAAGACAGGUUUGCAAAAGAGUCCUAUGAUGCUGGUGUUUGGAUGUCGUAGUGCAGACAGAGAUCAUCUUUAUAAAGAGGAGAUGUUUGACAUGAAAAAAAAUGGCACUCUUAAGAGCAUCAUUCCAGCAUACUCUCGCCAGGCUGGUUACCACAAGGUGUAUGUUCAAGAUGUCCUGAGGAAGCAGUUAAGUGAAGAGGUUUGGGAGGCCUUGAACCAGAAGUCUGGACAUGUGUAUGUGUGUGGGAGCAUGAACAUGGCCCGGGGUGUUGCUCAUGCUAUUCAGGAGAUCCUGGUUAGCCAUCUGGGUAUAACACUCUCACAGGCUGGAGAAUAUCUGGAACAACUAAAGGCUGAAAAGAGGUACCAUGAGGACAUCUUUGGAGUCUAGUUCUGGAACAAGCAACACAGGAAGAGCUUUGUUUAAAAAUGAAGGAAUAUGUACAUGUCUCACCAUGAGUUGCUUCAGCAUCAGAGAUCCAACAAGCAGUCAUACAUAUUGUAUGUGUGUAAGAUGUUUUGUCUACCAGUCUCUAGUAUCAUAUUUAUUAUUAUUAUUAUUAUUAUUGGACUAUUCGGUAUAAUUACAUCAUAUAUACGUCUUUCUUUGCUUUUUUUGUAUCUUUUACACAUUUAAGAUAAAAUAUAAUCUAAAGGAUUGAUUUGUGUUGCUGAACUCAUGACUUUCUCCAUGUAUACAUUUUGUAAAUGUGUCUUUUAACAAGUUUGAAAACUGAAAUAUUUAUCUUGAUUGUUGACUGAUUGUUCAGCCAGUGUGUAUGAAUUAAACUGUACAAUAAAAUGAAUUCAUGGGAA